AAACCGCAAGUGUCUGUGUGUGACUGCGAAUUCGUGUUCGAUUUUUUAAACGUAAAAUAUCGCUAUUUUUCAGCGCUUAAAGUGAACUUGCGUUGCGUAAAUCGGUGCCCGGUGUUCGCGACUACCGGAAAAAGGUGGAUUUCGAUCGGGGGAAGCGCACUCAAGUGCGAUUCAAACGUUCUGAAAAACUCGAAUACGUUUUAUGGCUGAGGAAAAUGUGAAGUGGUGUGAGCUUGGAACAGUCGAAAAUCACGUCUAUGUAGGCUUGAGGAAGCAAGUCUCGGAUAGUAUUUUGUGUAUUUAUGAGCUAGGGUUGUGUUUUGAAUUUCCAACUAUUUUUAAGUUGCGCAAAUUGGUUUGUGGUGAAGACAAAUCUUUCUCUAAGUGGCAAAUAAAUUUUAUAGUUGAACCGGAUACACCGAAAAAUCCUACCCGAAUUGCAACAGUGCGUGUUGUGGGGUGGUGAUGGCCUCCGGUGGCGGAGGAGCAAUCGUCGGUGGUAUCGGAAGCAACAACAGUGAAGACCAGUGGCUCAAGGAAGACGGCUACCUGAACGUAGAUGUUGAAGCCGAUCGUAUCGUUUACCACCCGCUCCUUAAUGUGAUCCUGGUGUUCACACGUGGCUCCGCUUUGAAAGUUCUAGAUGUCAACUCCGGCGUUAUUUUGCAGAGCUAUGCAGUUUCCGAAACACUUCCACCGCAAUGCCGCUAUUUGCCGGAUCAAGAUAAGAUCCUAUUUUGGAAUGGUAAGAACAUUUCGAUGAGGGGCGACUACAAUGGGGUGCUGCUUCUGGACACGAUCUUGCAGGCACCGAUCAGUCAGGCCGAUGAUCCUAUUCGCAUUGAGUUGCCCCUGUCAGAGGCGGUGUUGUUUUUUCAAUGCCUUCAGAACCUAGAACAGAAUGGUCUGGAAAACACGACCGACGUGACCUUCGAGCUAAACCACAAGAUUUCCGAGGCCCAGCAAUUCGUUAAGCGUGGAAUAAAGGCGCAAAAGUGGGAAACCAUCUGUCUCGAGUUGCCCCAUUCUUCGCUACGGAUGGUAGCCGGAGGAAUGGUUAUGCAGCUGAAGCGCCUCGAUCGACACAUUCCUGCACUGGCCAUUGCAUCAGCCAUCAAUGAACGGUUGACCGAUUUGCUGGAGGGGGCUCGUGUGACAGAACCUACCGCACUCAAUCGCUUCCACAUGUUUUCGGAGGCAGUUCGGAGGCAAACAUUUGAGGCGUGGCCCCACAUGGACUACAAAUGGGUCCUGCCGGAUCAGAUGGCUCAAGCAGGAUUUUAUCAUUUCCCGGGGGACAACGGAAACGGUGACCGGGCAAUGUGCUUUACAUGUAACGUUUGCUUGGUUUGUUGGGAGAAAACGGACGAACCAUGGAGUGAGCACGAACGACACUCACCCGAGUGCCCUUUCGUUAAAGGUGAUUUCACUCAGAACGUUCCUUUAUCAGUGACAUACGCCUCGAGUCCAGCGAUUGCUACUCCAGGCUUCACAAUAGUGUCUGCCGGAGAGCAAGGAAAUGUACUUUGUACCGGGAAUUCGUCCGCCGAUGUCACUAUUUGGAAUUUGGAGCGACAGUUGGUGAAGGUUCAUGACUUCAAAAUCAAGCUCCAUCCGGAUAUUCUAGCUACAACAACUCUCAGCAUGGAUACUAAUGUGCAUGAGGUAGAAUUAACUGCUCUUGCCACGCAUUACAACAAAUCUUUAUUCGCGGUCAACAAACCAAAAACGGCUACACUAUCUUUGAAGCCGAAAAUGCUCGGAACCAAAAUUGUUUGUGGUAUUCGUGUGCUGAGUACGGAACCAGAAACAAAUUCUGGUGAAAAAGAAACUACGCUUCUCUUCAUUGUCUACAAUAUUGAAAAUCCAAUCAACUGUGAGCAGGACAGCCCGACAGCCAAUUCAAAGUCUAAACAACGCCUGUCAACACUCCUGGUAUCACCUAGCAGCAACAAUAUUCCUCCGGCGAAAAAAUCCUCCCUCAGCACAAUCGAUGAGAAGUAUGAGGACGACUUUAUCAAAUUCCUUUCGGAUAAUACCGAUUCUCAAUUGCUAGAAUCGAUAGACAAAUUGAUCGAUAUUGAUAUAAAAAAGGACGAAGCUCACCUAACGCAACAGUUUGCUAAGCUAGACGAUACACUUAACAAAUUGAUCGAAGCAUCUGCUUCCUCGACUGGCAGUUCCGGCGAAGAAUUUUUGUCCUUGGGUAAGCAGCUUCCCAUUAGCAUUGGUGGUAUUGGAGGGGGAACGAUCAAGCUUACAGACAGCAAUAAUCAAGUGGCUUCAACCAAACCUUCACUAACGGAGAGCGUGAGUUCAACCGGAGCUUCAGCCGGCAGUGAUGCUGAUGUUACGACUGCCUUAUCCACUGCUACCAGUUUGGCGACUACCAACAAAUGUGAAAUCAGUUGUAUUCCGCUGCAAUACAUCGAGCUGCCACCGUUCUACUGCAAUUCGCCAGAAAAUUAUAAAAUCGGAGAAAUCAUUCCUUCUAGCGAUAAUCGGCAUCUGCUGGUGGUUGUUCGUUUGAACAAAAUAAAAACCAAGGUAACUAGAACUGAGAUUGAUGUGAUGGAUAAAAAUGAAAAAGAUGAACCAGCCGAAAACGAAAAAGUUACCGGUGAAAUUCUGGAAGAAAUCGAAGAAAAUGAGUGGAAAACAAUUCUCUAUCUUUACUAUCUCUACGAGGAUGGACUGGUAAAGUGCGAUGAACCAUUGGUGAAAUUUUUAACAGAUGAUGAAACUCCGGUCGAGAUCAUCAUGCUUCCAAAAUGCGACAGUAGCGGAAGAAUUUUUGGCGGUAACGAUACCGAAAAUGGUGUGUUCGUCAUGACCUGCGAGGAUGGAAAACUCCGAAUUGUAUCCAUUAAAACAUUGACCGUUAUUUCUGAAGUUGGUGUCGCUGAUGACCGUUUCGUAUCUGCAACUUAUUGCAAAAGUCUGGAACGACUUUGCGGCUGUACGGCCAAAGGAUGUUUGCAUUUCUAUUCCUUCUACGAUCUGGAUGCAGAUUCAAGUGAUGAACGCGACGAUGAUGUUAGUUGUGUGAUCGAGAAUAGUGGUAAAUUGAUCAUGGAUAAACCUUCAACCAUGCCAAGCCUUCUUAAGUAUGACGCUACACCGUCUACUUCAUCUUCACCGGCUCAACCACCUUCUGGGUCCACCAACGCGAAUCCAACAUUUGCCGGAGAUCAUAACUAUUGUGACGUACUGCUAGCAUUCAAGUCGGAUAUGUCGAUGAACACCUUGAAAAUAUUGUACUCGUUGACACUAUUCAACGAAAUGUUGACGCCUUACACAGCUGAAGUUCCAGGUUGUUGGAGUGAGCUGGAGCAAGCACAAAAACAGCGUCGUCAUCCUCAACAUUUGCGACCGGGUGAUGAUACCCAUUUGACCAAAACGUGGAGGCUACAUAAUGGCACUACAACUUUGGACGAACAUCUGAUCGAACUGAGUCUGCCGAAAUGCACCUCACUUGGCCAUAUCGAUUUCAAAUUCUCGCUCUAUCAACCGUGUACUAACGCACCAGCCAUCCAGGUGACCUUGUUGAAACAAAAAUCUACCGGUUUGUGCUCUCGUCGGAAAUCACAAUCCAUCAACAGGGUCGAUGAAUCUAUUAACUUCAAUAUUGGUUCAACGGAUGGGAAAAAUUCCAUCGAGAAUCCAGUAUUGAGCGAAGAAUACCUCAAUGCACGAAAUGCGGAGAUUUUAGUGGGACCUAUCGAACUUGCUUCCUGUAUGGAUCUUAGUGAACAAGCAGGUUCCGUGACGCUAACUAGUCCGAAACUACUAAAAUCCAAAGGAAGGAACUAUCUGCUUCACAUCAAAACUAUGACAGACUUUUCCAAGGAUGGACAGGCCAAAACUAGAGUUCCGGUGCGCAAGAAGGGUAUCACUAGCAUAUUGUUGACUUCAUUCGUGCACAGUAUGGCUCGUGGCAAAUCUGACAGCGCAUCACUUGGUGGUUCUUCUUCGACGACUGCAGGACCUGCAAUAGUUGGGAAGGAUAAUAAAGGAGGCAGCAAUGGCAUGGAUUCGUCACCAACUUUGCCGUCCGAUCCCAGCAGUACCUCCGCUAAUACCAACAAGUCGCAAAAAAAUGACUUUUAUAUAGGAUGCGACUGGCUGAACGAGAUAUCCAUCACGGUUCGUUCAACUCGACAAGUGUACAAAAUCGAAAACGAGCGUGCCCAACGGCUGGCAAUGUUGGAAUCAAAUCUGUUGCUGAACAACUUAUUGAAAAUCUUGUACAACUAUGCUAAUCCGGAAGAAGACGAAGCUGUUCAGUUACAGCAGAACAUUGUUUUCGAUAUCCUUAUUUGGAUCGUAACCAUUCGGAUGAUGCGAUAUCGAUACCCAAAGAACCCUUUCGGAAAGAAAACUCUUUCCGGGGAAAUCAAAGAUUUAGCUUCCAGUGACAUUAACGUUCAACAAUCUGAGUGUAUACAAUUAGUAGAGAAGCAUUUAGUAGAAAUAGUGCGCCACUGUAUAGUUCUGGGAAAUCGCAGCAUAGCUCACAAGUGUGUCAAGUUUGUGAGCGUUGCUUUAGAGGGUGCUCAAAACAUGAUAGAUAAAGACGGUUGCAAUCAAUUCGAGAAGACUUUGAAGCAGGCCAUCGUUACAUGUCUACCGGAAAUAGUCGAUUCUCAACAUGCAGGAGCCCUAAGAUGGUUCACGUUGCUCAUUUCAGGAACCUCGACAAGCGAUUCUCACAGUCCCAUUUCCGAGCACUGUAUCUCACUACUCAAGGAUGUUGCAAUCGAAAUGAACAAACGAGCUAGUCCAUAUGCAGCACUUUUGCGCACUCGGUUCGGACUGUAUGGAUCACCUUUUGAUGCAGAAAUUUUUGAAUCGCAACCGUCAUCCGCUAUGCGAAACCCAAAUUUGUCGUUCUCCUGUUCUUCGAUUGGAAAAACCGGCUCAGUGGCCAAUUCUGCUGCGGCAAAUCAGCACUCAUCUAUAGAUUUGCGCUCGGUUUGUGUUACGGAUGGGUCGGAAUUGAAAUUUCUUCCAUUACAACUGCGGCGUCGCGGCAUUGGAAAUCAUUUCAAGGGUUUACUGGAGGUAGAACCAUUACAUUAUGUAUGCAGUUCGACAUCGGAUGCAACGCGCUUGGAAAACAUUGAUGCAAAUAACAUUCAAUCAACAAAUAUAAUAGACGAUUUUCUAAUGGAAAAUACUGUUCAAAACAAUAUGGAAACAGUGCAGAAUCACAUAAAGCUAGAAGAGAAAGAAAACUUAGACGACGACAUGAUGAACAAUGUUAAGAAUAUUCUUGUGGAUAAAAUAUUUUAUUCCGCGUUGAAAAAACAUAAACUGAAAGAUGAUGUUAACGAGGCUAAAAAGGCAGAGGAUCUUGAUGCUCAAAAUGAACACUUCAACGAAAUUGAAAGUUGGGGUCCAUCGAAUGAGCCAAGGAUUGUAUUUGUCGGAGGUAAUACUAACGAAGCAGCCUCGAUAAUCGAUGAUAAAUCACAGGCCUCGAUUGCUUUGAACAAUAAGAUCCAAGAAUUUUUUGAAGACAGCAAUGCCGAAGAAAAUGCAAACGGUUUACCGUGGCAUAAGUUACUAAGCACACCACCGAAACAGAUGAUUGUUGUAGAACGGAUGCAUUCCGGUGCUAUGCGAUACAUAACUCUUGAUUUCGGGGCACCCAUCAUGUUGACUGAUUUGAUCAUUCCUGCAUGCUCUGAUCUAGCUUCGCUUUUCAUUGAUAUAUGGUGCUUUGAGGAAGAAGCAGACAGCGUCCGGUUAGUAGUAUCCUUAGAUAUCGGCUCACGUACAUUGGUUCUAAGUGAUCUUCAACCUCCACCAAUUUGUCGAUACCUGAAAAUAACUAUCACGGGACGUUACGGCAUGUCUGCUACCAGAUGUCGUAUGCCAAUGGGGUCAUUCUAUGGUCAUAUUGUGAUCCUAGAUCACGAAGGGUAUGCCGACCCGGUAAUGAAAUAUCUGAAAAAUAAGAAAAGUAAUCUGCCAGCUCAAGUCAAAAUCCUCAAAGCUCUUUACGAAGACGUUCACUGCCGGUAUUGCUUGUCCAAUAGUAAAUUAAUCGAUAUGCUGCAACCGUAUGUAAAUAGUGAAGCAUCGAAUAUUUCCCAUAUGCAAGCAUUCCUAAAUCGCAUAAAAGAAAAUGGUGGAGAUCACACCGGUUCCGCAAAUCCAUCUGUCUCGGCUGCCUUCCAAGAGAAUCAGAAGGUGUAUGCUGUAUAUGAGGAAUGUAUGGCAUUCCAGCAUCAACUAAAUGUAAUAAAACGCGUGAUUGAUCGUAUUCGUGCACCACUUGAUGUUCCCGAACAACCGAAACAUUGUCACCCGGAUGCAGAACUUCCCAGAGAUCUAUCUUCAAUAUACACCGACAAGCUUCGCGUUCUGAGUGAAUGCCUUAUCGAGACUCUGUUGCACCUGAUCACGACCUAUGGAGGCCAAAACGUCGCUAACAUCUACUCUCACUUUGACCAAGAUACUUGUAAUCUCCUUUUCGAUACCUUGGUCAUCAAUGGGGAUACCCAUAUCCAGCUAGCCACAUGUUCCAUUCUGGUGCGAAUGUGUUGCUUCAAACCUUGGUGGGGUGAAUUUCUAGCAGAAAAGUUUUUGAAAUUAUACUCUUCUCAAAACAGUCGCAUCUUUCCCCAAGAUCGUGUAUUCUUUCUUCUCACUUAUUUGGGACGAAAAAGCAUUUCUAUGGGCAGCUGUCGAUCGAUUGUGAUUGAUGGUAUUUUGAAAGCUUUGGCUACCCUCCUAGCACCUAUAUCGGCAAAUCACACAAACAGAUCCAACAUCUGGUGCAACACCGACUUAAAUCUGAUUGGAUGGAUUUUACUGUUCCUGUCAGUAUGUCUUGACGAAGGAGUUAACGACGGCAAAAAAGAUCCGAGCAACAUGCGGUGGGAUUUCAUGUCCGGUGAAACGGAUAUGGCCAAGUCGCGGUUGAAUAUGGGUAAUGGUAGCUUGCGCACAUUGACUCGAACGUUCAAGAAACGAUUCCUUCCAAAUAAACAUUACACUACUCCGCUUAGCGGAGGUGUUGGAAGCAGUGGAAUCAGUAGCAACAUAGUCGCCGAGAAAAUGUACAUGAUGAAUACUGAUUCUUUGCAAACACCAGCGAGUAAACUGGAAAUGGCUCUCAAGCAGCAUGAAAAUCAGUUGAAAAAAUUGCAAAACAGUGUAAAACAAUCGUUUGGGGUUUACAUAAACGAAAUAACAAAGAAUAAACCAGCUAUUCGAGCACCAGCUAAUGAUGGCAGCCCACGAGCACCUCCAAACUAUGGAAACGAUAAAGACAAUGGAUCAGACAGUAGCUCUAGUGAGUCAAACGAAACAGCAUUUGAUAAGGGACUAAAAUCUCUGAAAAUCGGAAACAUAAUUGUCGUUAUUCGAGGAUUAAUCGGAUUAAUUUUGAAUAUGGAUUUCACCUGUAAUAUGGACCUAUUUUUGAUAACGUGCAAAAUCAUUGCUCGGCUUGUGCUGGCAUGUCGACCUGUUGUUCAACUCUCAAAAAUAAUCACCACAAACCAGUUGCUUCAACUGGUUCGAAUAGCAGUGUGGGAAAAUCAACAACAACCCUGGGCGGUGCAUGCUAUCACUUGUUUGUUGCAGGAUAUAUUGGAAGCAGACAAAAAUUUCAAAGAUGAAGACAACGAUUCCGGAAAUUCUUCAGGUGACGAAGCAGCUGGAGGUGCUGGAACAUCUAGUGGUUCUUCGUCCGAACUUCCUCCACCAAUUCGUUUACCACCAGUUCCGGAAACGGCAUUCAAACCUGUUGUUAUGCACAACAGCAUACCUGUGUCCAAGGAAAUAAGCUACGCAGACGCCGUCAAAAAUCAACUACCUUCAUUAAUGGAAUGUGACGAUGCCGACAUGGAGGAACUCCUCAUCCUGGAUGAUAUGCUGGAACGAGAAAAGCGAGCCCUUAAAAAGUAUGGCAGCAAUACUAAUGGCCGCGACGGACUAAUGUUCCUUUAUAAAACCGUUUCAUCGGCAAUGGAUGCUCGGCUAGAGAUUGGACUAGAUACAAACGUUGAAAUAAUUUUGAAAAGAUUAGCCUUGAAAAGUACUUUCAAUCUCAUCGCUAUCCUCCCACACGUAGCCAUAACGGAUGCUAUGAACGCCAACCAAGGAGAGUUAGCUGCCUGGCCAGAAUCCAUCGUUGAACCAUGGUCCGGUGUAGAAUAUCAACAAGGACUAGAGACGAACAUCAUGCUGACAGAAGUGUUCGAUAAUAUUCUCGGUGAUUUACAUCUGAUUGAUUCCUGGCUCAAUUUAGAAAAAAUCCUGCAAUUAUGGUUAACAUUGAAUGGGGAAACCCUCGAACAAGUUCCGGGUAGCAACGCUCCAGGCCUCAAUGCUUAUUCGUUCCCGAAGAUUCCCUUUGGUGAUCGAGCAGUGCACGGGCUAUUGAAAGCCCUGGCAACACAUUCGAAUAUCAAACUACGAGCAUGGUGUCUCGGUUUUCAAUGUCUGAUCCUUGCCUGCAAACCGCAUUUUGAGGCGGACUAUAUGGAUGCCAAUUCGACUUCAAGCGAUAAUCACUUCCGGAAGAUGGGAAAUCUGAUUGUGAAUGACGACAAUUUCGAAAAAAUGCUGUUACGUUUCUUUUCAGGAGUUGAUCAGUCGAUCUCUUCUCUGGAUAGUAACCGAUAUGCUGGACCAACUGUAUGUAAACUAGUUUUGGAGUUGUUCGUUUGGCUUGAGCUGAAAUGUAACGUUAAAGACAAGCUGAAGGAAAUCCUUUUGAAGGUCAUACUCCAUUUAGUUCAGUUCGGCGGAGCCAUCUCUAAUCAACAGGGACCUAUCGAUGCUCAAAGUCAGUUGAUCAAAGAGCUUCUUUACUUUUCAUAUGACAAGAGCGACCUCGGUGUGGCAAUGAGCAUCAUAGAGUGUGUCUCAUGCCUUGUGUACAACAACAUUGUUAAUGUAGACAAAUUAUACUGUAUCCGAGCGUCGGAAACCAGUAAUUCGAACAACAUGUUUGGUACCAGAUUUGGUAGCUUAUUUGCGACAGUUCUUGGUUCAGAAAACUCCCGUCAAUGCAAAACAGUUACGGACAACACGCUACUGAUCGAUCUGUUAAAAUUGGCCUCCAUAUUGGUUAAUACAAAGAACCCUCGAACAGGCGAAGAUAACGCUACUGCCUAUGACAAUUCAGCAUCUUUCAACGAUCUGAACACUUCGAAUGAAAGUCAAACGGAUGAAAUAAAAGCAGAGCAACAGAACAUAGAACCUAGACCAAAAACACCGUGCUUUGCAGAUACUGUGUUGCAACAUAGUCCCACAAUGAUUCGACUGCUGAGUUCCUUGUCUCACUGCUCCAAUUCGUCCUUUGCCAUGUUAGUGGCAUCAUCAAUGAGUUCAUCCGCCCUGAGUGAUUCUAAAAACAACACACUGAGUGAACCGCAAACGGUGGCCGAUGCCGUUUUUCAAUUGCUGCUCUAUCUAAGCCGAACGGCUACGCAAAAUAUUUUGGUAGUUAAACCUUUGUUCGAUUACAUUAACUAUACCGCCAGUAUGCGUCAUGCCAUGCCUAAACUUCAACUUUCAGAACCUUUCUUAUGGUUCAUUUUGAAAGUUUUGGAAACAUCUGCUUCGGUAGCCAUUUUCGCUGAUAUGGGAGGUAUCAAAGUGCUUUGUGAAAGUCUCGUACGCAGUAACCGAACGCUCAUCAACACUCAGCCUAGUCUGGUUUCAAUGAUCAUGCAGAGACUGUCCAAAUCAUCCAAUUUGCAGACAACAUUAUCAAGUUCGUCCAAAAAGAGUUCCUCGUCCAGCACUCGCAAUGAAGAUGGCCUGAUCAACUUUGCACCGUAUUGUACAAUAUCUUCUGAAAACCAAACCGCACAACCAGCUGAUGUACUGAUUCAAGCACCCAUUGCUUCGCAUCGUCGUGCUCGAAACCCUGCUUGGAGUUAUCUUUUUUAUCCAAAUGAAUCCCACGUAGACUUGACCAUUACUCUUCCUACAGCAGUAUUGUUGAAAGAAGUCCAGUUGCAACCGCAUCUGUCGACGCUGGCUUCAUGCCCAUCCGCCGUAGCGAUUGAAAUCACUCGAGACAGCAAUCUAGGUCCGAUUCCGAUUACACAACCUAUUUCCACCGUCGGAAUGACUUGCAUUCGAUUGAAAUUCGCACAACCGGAAAUUGCCACCAGCGUUAUCAUUCGCUUAUAUCGGCCACGAGAUGCUAGUAACAUUGGAUUGACUCAGAUAUCCGUUCUCGGAACUACAACAUUCAGCGAUGUCAACUACAAUACAGGAGGUUCAAGUUGGGCUACAGGUAGCAAUAUUGCUGGUCCAAGUACUAGUAAUGCUUCUGCUUCCGGAAUAAAACCACCUAAUGACUCCCUGAAUGAGUAUCAAAAUGAUGAUGACAAGGUAGCUCGAACAAGCCUCGGUUGGCUUCGGAUCUUAGCUCAGUGUUUCAGCGUCGUAAUCUAUGCAGCGGAUCAGCAGUUGACUAAUCGUGUCAUCGAUGCUGCAACAGAAGUCCCCGGCUUUCUUGAAGCAUGUUGUUCACUAUUAAACAUUGCUCCUUACAGCCCCAAUUUCGCUCUGCAGAAUUUGGAAACGGUUCUCCUGAAACUGGGACUUCACAACCGCGAUCUGGGUCUGAAAUUGAUCAACAUUCUACUCAAGGAAAGCAUCCCACAAAUGUUUCAACUGAGUAACGAUUCCAUAUCCGAUCUUUUGUAUCACUUGUGCACUACUCAAAACGAUUUCACUCAAGACCGAUUAGAGGCGUUACUUGGAUGGGUGCAACAAUUACAUGACACCUACAGGAAAAAUCAAUCAAAUCACUUUGUUAUGCAUGCAACAAACCCAUACAGUGGAUUCAUCAAAUGCCUGGCUUCGAUCCUUUGGCAAGCACAUGCUAUCGAAUUGAUUCCUAAUCUGUACAACAUGAUCAGUAAAGAACUGUUUGAAACACUUUAUGAUUGGAAUCAAGAGCUAGAACAUGAUGAACCUCUUAAGAAAGCCAUCGAUGCCGUCCUUUGUUCUAUUUGCUGUAUAAGACCUGAGCUCUUCACGAUGCUGCUGAAGCGAAUGGGAGUUCUUGUUCCGAAUUUGUCCACUGAUCUCACUGCUUCGAUUUCCGACGAUAGAAAAGACGGAGAGUGCACCACUGAUGACGUAAAACAAGAAGAAUCCGAUUCGGCAGAAUGGUAUAGUCAUCUGGUAAUCGAAGACGUUUCCAAAAUGAAUUUGUCAAAAUCACACCUAGCCACUAUAUCGUUAGCUUGCCAAUCUCCGCUUGCAAUGCAACAGUUAAUAGAUUCUGGACUGCCCAAUCUGCUUACUUCAGUUGUUUUAGAGUUCUGCCACUGGGCGUUGGUUAGUAUCAAUCAGCUUGAUCGAGAAAAAUCGAGUAGUAACGAACCAUCGGUAGACAACGAUAAUCGCAAAACAUUCGAGGAAGAACAAACAGCAACUGCAGGGUACAGUGAAAUCCCACAAAAUAACUCUGAAACUUCCUGCCUAACAGACGCUGAUAAGGAACACCAUAAAUAUUCAGGAAACUGUUCAAAGGAGACAUCCUACCCUAUGGUGAACAUUCAAAAGGUUACGGAAAUAUUGAACUUUUUCACCGAUGUUUGUUCCGAAGGUCUUAUGCGCGAUUGGUUAGGUUGUUUUGAAGGUUCCAUUUUCUGGGAACCGUUGCUGUUGCUCCUAUGUAAUAAUAAAUUGGCAAUUCUAGCUCCGGAGGUUACUCCCCAAGCUUGUCUAGAUUUGGAAGAAUGUCUCAUUAAAUUCCUUUCAAAAGUAACAGCAUGCCACCCUAAAAAUCAAGAAGUUUUAACGGUAAACCUCAUCUCAGUUAUACGUAAAUCGGACACAAAUGGAUUGAGCAGCAUUACAACCGGUGGCACACAGGCAAACAAUCGUGUUACUAAUGGCAACAAAUCUUGCAUAUCAGGUUUUACGCGCAGAUUAGUCUUGCAAAUCCUGCUGGAAAGCGAAAAAAUACUUGUUACAGUUAGAAGUGAUCUUCCACUUCACAACAAAGAUCAAAAUACCUACACGGUUAGCAACCAUCCAUCAAAACGCCCCAAUGCCCAUUUUCUACUGUUUUAUCUAAGUACCAAUGCCAAAUGUCAAGAAAUUCUUGAUCAAUGUGCGACUGUGUACAACCAGCUAGUGCCGAACUUUCCCUCCGAUAGUCGCGUUGGUGAAAUUCUAACUGGAGCUACGUCGAACGUUGGUGGUUUGAUUGGUUCAGCCACAGGCAACAGUGACUCUCGAAAAGAGCUUUGGGAAAUGGGGUUGGGCAUGGAAUUUCUCAGUGUAGCUGCUGGUGUAACCGCUAAAGAUAAGCGUCUAAAAGAGGCAAAAAAUCAAGCAACCACCAUGAAACAGAAGGAUAUCCUGUCCAUGUUUAAAAUGAAGAUUGACGAUCCGAAGCUAACAGCCCCUGAGGGUGUGACGCUUACACACACUGCAGUGCCAAAUGGGAUGAUCACAAGUGACACCACGAUAUCGCAGAUACUGGCCAUGCUUAAAUCGACCAAUGUGUCGUUGUCUACACCUUGCAUUAGUAUGAAUUUGAUCGAAGCAAAAGGCAAAACAGAUAUAGAUCUGGUCUGUGAAAGCAGCAGUGGAUCGUCGUCAUCCUCGCCAAUUCUGAAGGCAGCAGAUUUCAUUCCGCUUCCAUCACCGCUUCAAAUUUUCUCCAGCCGCGGGGGUCUUUCAUUGCUGGCCCAUUAUUUGCCUACGGUUUACCCAGAAACACCAAAAGCUCAUCAGCAGUUUGGGGACAAGGAUAAAAAUAUUCCUCCUGGCGGCGAAUGGGUGAAAGUCGAACAAAACGAGGAAAUUUACGAAGAUUUAGACGAUAUUUCGGCCGAGUCUUCUCCCAAAGCACAAGCCAUAUCAGCGGUUCCCCAACACUCCUUGACGGCCUUUGCGCUGUUUCUGAAACUGCCAGCCUACUCAGAAGUGCUUUUACGGGAUAAAGUUCGCGCGCAAUGUCUGCUACGACUAAUAUUGGGCGUCACUGGUGAUGGUGAAGGAAACGAAAUAUACAGCUUAGCGCUGUCAUCUUCAUUGCCGACCUUGCCGUUCGAGGUAUUUAGGCAGCUGUUGGAUAGUUCACCGUUGACCACCGAUGAUGGAGUGCUGUUGAGGCGUAUGGUUAUUGAAGUAGGUGCCAUUCAUUUGGUGUUGAAUUGUUUGAGUAUAUUCACCCAUCACAACGGCAGUGGAUCCAGUGGUUCCAAUUCAUCGGAUAAUAUCCAAGCCACAGCCAACAGUAAACCAACCAGUAGCACUAAUGCACCUGCAGCAGUCCCCUCAACGGCCAAUGGCGGGGAGGAACAGCUUAAUUCAGACGACAAAAGCCACAUGUACUGGGCCAAAGGCACCGGUUUCGGUACAGGAUCAACACAACGAUCUUGGAAUAUUGAACAAGCUCUAUUGCGUCAAAAAAGCGAAGAAGAGCAUGUUACUGUGCUAUUGCAGGUUCUCUCGAGUUAUAUCAAUCCAGGAGAUAAAUUACCUGCAAAUAUAGACAGUGAUGAACCAAGCUAUCGAGAAUGUAGUGAAACACUACCGGAAUUACCUCCAAUAUUUUUGGAUCUCUUACAACAAUCUUGUCUUAUUCCGGCCUUAAGUUCGUACCUUAGGAACGAUUCUGUUUUGGAUAUCACAAGGCACAUUCCCCUGUACCGGGCGAUUCUACAACUGUUAAGAGCUAUCUCGCUUUCGACGCAGCUGAUGUCCUUAUUAGUGAACAAAGACAACGAGGGCAAAAUAUCGAUAGCAGUUUUGCUAUCCAACAUGAAGGCAUGCGUCGACACAUACGCAAGCCGUUUAAAGGUCAAUAAAAAGUCCAACCUUAAGGGACAAACGCAAAAAAUCACUGUCAGUCUAGAUGAUGGCGAUGAUGAAGGAUUGGCACUAUUAAUUCCCGACAUUCAGGAAACGUCACUUCUUGUGCAGAGUGCCACUAAUUUGGAUGCUUCCGAUGCUGAGGAUGAACAAAAAGAGUCUGUUUCCCGACCAUUGGCAAAAUCUGUGGAAGACAAAUAUAUGGAGCUAAUGAAGGCGCUUCAAUUCGACACGUUUGAAAUGAUCGCCGAAACAGAAAAUGGCUAUCGGUUCACCAUCUCUCACCAUUUCGAGACUAACGUUCGGAUGGCGGGAGACCGAGGCCACCCUGGUCGUGUUAAACGAUUGGCCCAAGAAACUGUAACCCUGUCCACGAGCCUUCCGCUCUCUUAUAGUAGUUCCGUUUUCGUACGCUGUGAUACCGAUAGGUUAGAUAUAAUGAAAGUAUUAAUAACGGGCCCAGCUGAGACCCCGUACGCCAAUGGUUGUUUCGAGUUUGAUGUUUACUUCCCUCCGGACUAUCCGAACUCGCCGAUGAUGAUUAAUCUGGAAACAACUGGCCGUAACACAGUUCGCUUCAACCCAAACCUGUACAACGAUGGCAAGGUUUGCUUAUCGGUAUUGAACACAUGGCAUGGCCGACCGGAAGAAAAAUGGAAUUCUCACACGUCCAGCUUUCUACAGGUGCUUGUAUCGAUACAAAGUCUCAUUCUGGUGCCGGAACCGUACUUCAACGAACCGGGCUUUGAGCGCAGCAGGGGGACGCCAAAUGGGACGCACAGCUCCCGCGAGUAUAACAGCAACAUUUAUCAGGCUUGUGUGCGCUAUGCCAUGCUGGAGCAGUUGAAAAAUCCAUGCCCAUGUUUCAAAGAGGUAAUCCAAACCCACUUCUGGCUGAAACGGAAUGAAAUCUGUGCACAAAUCGAAGAUUGGAUCGCUGAGUUGAGUAAACCUUUGCAGAAAGAACGAACCGGCCGCACCAUUUCGUUCAACGCUAUGGUAUUACGUCGACAGUAUCGUCAGUUACGAGAAGAGCUGGCUAAAUUAGCUCCACCCGAAGGAUUGGACGAACUGGAUUAUCCGUUUCAUGCCGGGAUAACGCCUACGACGCCAUCGGCCGCCCCUAAUGGCAGUACUACUAUAAACACUGCAACAUCUGCAGUCGAUGAUCCUCCUCAACAGGAAUCAGGAAGUAUGAACAUUCCUCCGGCUGAACCACCGCUCGAAGUUAUGUCUGGGCUAGCGAUAAUCGGGAAGAUCGAUAUGAUUCCCGAUGAAGAAGAGGAUGAUGACGAUGCGGCAGAUUCGAUCAUCGAACUCGAGGUAGGUCAGGAUGAUGAUGAUGCACAGGGAGAAGGCAGUGUGACCAAACCAGACGAAGAAGCUGGUAGCAGUAGCAGCAGCAGUAAUGGCAAGGAAACUAGCAUUCCUGAUGAAUUGCAACAGCAGGAAGGGGACGGCGACUUGUCACCCGAAGAGAUUGUUCUGUCGAUGGUGUGGUAAGUGUUUUGUCCAAAUCUCUAUUUUUGUCUCUUCUAUUGGUGUCUUCAAUGUGCGUGUAUGUGUGUGCGUAACAUCCCAACCGAAAACUGCCAAUCAAAUUUGUGCAACUCUCAUGUCCUAAUUUGUAAAAAGUGCCAUCUGUUUGCUGGCAAACGAAACACAUUUUUAAAUAAGACAUACUUUCGAACGAUUUUUCACAGAUACAAAACCACGCAAUUGGAGCCUUCAGUCAAUUUAUCUCUGUAAAUGAACAGUCACACACUACAACGCUUGUUCUUCCCUUUAAUUUGAAAUCAAAGACAGUGAAAAAGGAUAAAAUCAAACAUAUUUGUCCAGCUGAACAAUAUGAAAUCAGACAUAAACAACUAAGAAAUCCUUAAUAUUAAAAAAAAACCUAAAAACAGGACUCAAUAUAUACAAGAGAAAUAAUACCAAGCUAAGCUUAAUUGAUCAUAGAACAAAAGCAACAAUAUCAAACGGAGAGCUAAAUUUCCAAGUGUAUUUGCGUAAUGCAAAAUAGUUGAUGAGCCAUACUAGAAGAAGCGAAGUUGAAAGGAAAAACGAAAAUGCCUUGUUUAUUUAAUAUUUAUUUGAAAGGGAAUGCGCUUCAAAGGAAAAAAAAUGUUUUUGAUCGGUGUAUAUUAGAAUGGGCGCAAGUUUUAAUUUAUACAAACACGAGAAGCAAAACGUACUGAGUAGGGUUCUUUGAACGGUUUAAAGAUUAAAUAAGAUUAUUUUUUAACACCACCAUCAAAUUAUAAUAAACUUUCAGUUUGAUGUUUAGCUUAUUUUUGUUUUUCAAUUCAAUUUCAAUUCAAUUUUUUUUUUAAUUCUUAUGUUAAUGUUUUUUCAUUUCCUUUUUUUAUAAGUAAAUCAGAAACGCUUUGUAUUAAAAAAAAUGAGCCUUCCUAUUAGUUGAAUAUAAAUAAGUCGAUUAUUCUGUACUAUCCAGUCAAAGUCAAAGACUCUUGAAAACCGAGCGAAAUCGCUUGAAUGUUUCAGUUCUUGUGAUGCAGUUUUAAUGUGUUUAUAUAGUCUUUGAUUGACAGUGAAUAUAAGGUGGUGUUUGAUGAUUUAAUUUGGACGCUGCAUAUUUGGCCACAAAUAUGGCGAUUAAUGAGGAAGCUAUGAAAUUUGCAACUGGAAAUUAUACAAAUAAAAACAUCUUACAUGGAUAUUAUACAUUGUACUAGUAACACAUAUUAAUAAAUUAAAUUAAUGAA
Molecule: messenger RNA, 16544 nt
Organism: Uranotaenia lowii
Lineage: Eukaryota; Metazoa; Arthropoda; Insecta; Diptera; Culicidae
Product: baculoviral IAP repeat-containing protein 6-like
Exons: 22
Coding region: 466-15321 (4951 amino acids)
Biological process (GO): apoptotic process; regulation of cytokinesis; negative regulation of apoptotic process
Cellular component (GO): nucleus
Molecular function (GO): cysteine-type endopeptidase inhibitor activity; ubiquitin conjugating enzyme activity
Source: RefSeq, a predicted model, not a curated record